AGAUUUGACACACGACCGACAGAUUCGUUUGUGUUUUGGUUGUAUAACAAGCAAUAACCUUCUGAUAGAAACAUGACAAGUAUCGCGUAAAUUGAGUUAGUUCCUUCAGUUCCUUUCCUCUAAAACAAACCCAUUUUUUUCGUACUCCGCCGUGAUGACUCCAAUCGUGUGCCCCCGAAUCUUAACAAAAUGCGGAAGAACUUACCACAACUACUGUGGUUCGCUGUUUGCAUUCGACAACACCAACCGAAAAUGUAACUUUUCCACGGGGAACAUUCUACGUAAAAAGAGUCACUAUGAUGUCCUUGGUUUGACGCCCAAGGCCACGCAGGUGGACGUGAAGGCAGCAUACUACAAUUUAUCGAAAGUGUAUCAUCCGGAUAGAAAUGAAGGUUCCGCAGACGCAGCAGAGAAAUUUCGCGAUAUAAGUGACGCAUAUGAGAUACUGGGAAAUUAUAAGCUCAGACGAUUGUACGACAAAGGAAUCAUUCAUACUGCUGGGGCGCAGUAUAAAGAUGUGGAAGAAACGGUUGAGGAAGUGAAAGACGAUGCACAGACCCGGUUCUAUAAACGGCAUAUGAAACGUACCGAAGCGCCGACAGCGACGGGCCGAACACCGAUCUUCAAUUUUGAUGAAUGGAACAAUGAACAUUACGGGAAGGCAUUUGAACGCAGUCAGGCGGCUAGGAAGAAAUUUUAUGGUAAACCAGCUGAAAAUUUGCGUCAAGAGAACAGCGGAAAGUACGAGAUCACGAUAUUUGGUGGCAUGGUCUUAAUGAUUUUAGUUCUCUACGGAAGCACGCUAUUCGAAAAAAAACCGGAUGAAGUCAGUGAAUCGACGAAGAGGUAAUUCAUAUGUGAAGUGAAACUGUCGUUGGCCAAACUGGUCGUUGUUAAUUGAUUAGUCUAUCCGCCUUGUAAAUAUUUUUCUCUUUUUUGUUUUCGAUUUUCAUUAAAUUUAUUUUCAAUA
Molecule: messenger RNA, 970 nt
Organism: Bradysia coprophila
Lineage: Eukaryota; Metazoa; Arthropoda; Insecta; Diptera; Sciaridae
Product: dnaJ homolog subfamily C member 30, mitochondrial
Source: RefSeq, a predicted model, not a curated record